UACAAUAAUUCAACCCUCAGACCCGGGAAACAGGGGCUAAUAGCCUUCCGGGGUAGUUCUCGCUUUCAAGUUAAAAAUAUUUUGAUAAACAGAAGCUUUCUCGCUCAAACACGAUAUACUUUUUUCUUUCUCCUUGAUCUUUCCUUUCACCGCCAUUCUGCCUGCAAGCAUCUAACAUCCUUCUAGUCAGGUCCACCUAGAAACUUGCUCAUUUGUGAUUUCUGCCUCCGACUCCGAUCACCGAAAGGUGCUCAUAGACGUCGGCUUGAAUCACAGCCUAUCCAAAAAUUAGCAUUGCUUUCUUGUAACCUCUUCAUGUGGCCAAAGCAAAAACGCCUUGCUCUCUGGUUCUUGUUAUUAGCGUCUGCAGCUGCAUUGGCUGCGACCUUCACCGCCACUGCUAGGGCAGAUGGUAUAAAUAAGUCAGCAGUAGGAGAACUAUUUUGGGCAACGGCAAAACAGGAGGAUGAUUUGUUGAGAAAGGCGGCAGCUGACGAAUCGGCGAUUGCGGGGAACGACGAGGGCAAAAAAAAUGACAAUAAUGAUGGCGAUCAUGACCUCGAAUUCGAUGGUGGUUUCUCUUCUCUAGAUAGCAUGUUGCAGUGGGCCAUAGGUCAUUCUGAUCCAAUGAAGAUGAAAGAAACAGCACAGGAUGUUCAACGUCUAUCUCCCAAUGAGCUAAAGAAGCGCCAAUUGGAAAUAAAGGAAUUGAUGGAGAAACUGAGGACACCAUCAGAUGCAAAACUGAUGCAAAUAGCAAUAGAUGACUUGAAAAAUUCUUCCCUUCCGUUGGAAGAUCGCCAUCGUGCAUUGCUAGAGCUCUUAAUUCUUGUCGAGCCAAUAGAUAAUGCAAAUGAUUUGGGAAAACUUGGGGGCCUUGCUGUGGUGGUCCAGGAGCUUGACAACCCUGAUUCGGAGAUACGAGCAACUGCUGCAUGGGUUCUUGGAAAAGCCAGUCAGAACAAUCCAGCUGUUCAGAAUCAGAUUCUAGGACUUGGUACAUUGGCAAAGCUAGUAAAGAUGGUAAGGUCCAGUUCUCUGGAAGAGGCAACAAAAGCUUUAUAUGCUGUUUCAGCCUUGAUCAGGAGUAACACAGGUGGGCAAGAAUUGUUCUAUGCAGAAACUGGAAGUUUGAUGCUACAGGACAUAAUGAGCAACCCAAGCAUUGAUGUUAGACUUCGUAGGAAAUCUGCUUCUCUUGUAGCUGAUUUGGCAGGGUACCAAUUAGAAAUUACAAACAAAGCAGAGCAUCCUUUCUUCAGCAAUCAUUUCUUCCUGAAAUCUGUGGUUGAUUUAACUGCUUCAACUGAUCUUGAUCUACAGGAGAAGGCCUUAAUGGCAAUUAAAAAUCUCCUACAACUACAGACACCUGAAGCUCUGGUCUUCAAGGAUAUCUGUGGUCUGGAUGAAGCAUUGGAGAGAAUGAGGAAGCAGCUAGAGCAGUUAAUGGUAGGGGAAGACCAGACAGAUUAUGCAAGGGACCUGGAGAGCCUCCGUAAAGAAGUGGAGUGGAUUUUCCUUAGAAAGCUAGAAAAGGCACAAUCUUCUACAUGACAUGAAGGCAAGCUCCAUCUAUCUACUUUGGACACACGAAGUAUCUGGGAUGUGGAUUGCAUAAUGCUUAUAUCACCAUAUGUUACCUCAUGUCUUGGUGCCAGGAGCUCCUUAAGGCUGAGCCAAGAAAGGUACUGUUGUCUUAAAUCAUCAGAACUAUUUGGCAUCUGCACAUUUCGGUGGUGAAGGAAAAAAGAAAAAUGACAUAACGGACGUCUGGUAACAUUUUUCUGGAAUGCUUCUGGUGAUCCAACUAUGUUACCGAAAUGGUAUCUUACCUAAAAACUGAUAACCAUUCAACUGGUAGCAUCUCUUUACCAAAAUAAAACAAAACAAAAGCUGGUAGCAUCCUAGUGAUAACCGGGUAUUCAUUCAUGUUGGUUUGUGAUUGGUUAGAGUUAUUCGGUUAUCUUUCUGGUA
Messenger RNA from Nelumbo nucifera (sacred lotus), 1974 nucleotides. RefSeq names its product ARM repeat superfamily protein. The record is from RefSeq and is a predicted model, not a curated record. Gene Ontology annotation, molecular function: adenyl-nucleotide exchange factor activity. NCBI's taxonomy places the organism in Eukaryota, Viridiplantae, Streptophyta, Magnoliopsida, Proteales, Nelumbonaceae. Gene Ontology annotation, cellular component: endoplasmic reticulum.